AUGGUAAUAUGGUCACUUAUUCUAUUUCUGGCAAAUCUUUAGUUCUUAAUAUGUUUGGCUCUCAUCAAAGAUGUUCAUAGCUUUGACAGUUAGGGAAACAGUCAGCAUCUCCUAUAAAUGUCUAAGUAGUUUGAUGUUGGCCCUUCCUUAGUGCUCUCAAAGGAGACAGACUUAAAUGGAAAGUGGGAACAGCAAGUGGGCUUAUUGGGGUCAGAGUUUAAAAGGCAACAGCGGUCAAACAAGGUAUGGUGUAGCUAGCAACUUUUUUAAAGAAGAUGCUUUAAAGCAGGAGUGUGGAAGCUGUGACCAUCCAGAUGUUAUGAUGUUGUUGGACUCCAGUUUCCAUCACUCCCAACCAAUGGUCAGGUACUAUUGGUGCAUGUGCAAAUGACCCACUGGUCUGUCUAGGAGUCCCUUUCCCAUUUUUGACUGAAAUGCCAGCUGCUACUGUUCCUUGAUAGAGAGAGCUUGCCAACAGUGAGCCACAGAAUAACUUCUAACCAUGAUUUCUGUAACGUGCUUUAUGUGCGGCUGCGACUAGUACAAAAAAAAGUUAUUUAGGAAAACCUUUACUUGAAAGUAUUGCACUGGCUGCCAGUUUGCUACUUAGCUAGAUUCAAGGUUUGACUAUUUUUGUAAAAACUUAUAGACAUUUAUGGACUAAGAGGUCUGAGAAGCCGUCUCUCCCAGGGCAGCCUACCUCAGUCGCUGAGAUCUGUGGAUGAAGAUUUGUUCAUGGUGACACAUGCACCUGUUCACAGAGCAUGUUGUGACUUGAGUAUGUGUUCUUAAGCACUGCCACUCCAGUUCCUUGGAAUUUCCUGCCCUAGAAAUGAAGCAAGUUCUAUAUUUUGAUGUUGGUUGAAAACUUUUCUUCCCAAAUUAGCCUCCUUGGUUUUUGCAGCUUUGGCAUCAUGUUUUUAAGGUUGUUUCAUGAUUUGUACUAGGUUUAAAAUGACCAUCUAUAUAGUGUAUUUUUGUAUGCUACACAGGUCUUCUUUGAAUGUAGAGCAGUUUAUACAUUUUGGAAUAUAUGAAUAAAGUGUAUAUAUUUUGCUAACAUAAUUGAUUGAUGUAAGAUCCUCCCCCCUUACUUUGUUGUCUCCUCUUCCACCCCAUUUAUAAAAUAGAUUUAUGGAAAGAAGUUGUGGUUUCUUGCACUUGCUUGCCUAUUUGGUAUCCUAGAAGACCUGAGUAGGAGAGGAAGAGUUGCAAAUCCUGAAGUUCACAUGAAUGUCGUAAGCUACGUAAUCUUUUAUUAAUCUUAUUAGAGGCAGGCCUGAGAUGGGCCUGAAAUGCAGAAGAGCAGCGUUUGUUCCUUCUGUCUUUCCUUCCCCAGUCUAGAACAGGGGUAGCCAAGAAGGUCCCCUCAAGCAACUGUUAUGGGACUCCAAUUCCCAUGAACCUCAGCCCGCAGGACCAAUGGUCAGGGCUUAAUGGGAGUUCUAGUCCAACAACAUCCACAGGGCACCGUGUUGGCAAUCCCAGGUCUAGAACAUCAUGGGGUGGGGAGAUGCAAUUGAGAGUGAUGACAUACAAGCCAUUGGGGAAUGCGGAACAAGCUAAGGGGAAAUGCAAAACUAUUCCUUGAAGUGAUACCAAUGAGCCUGGAAAACAGGAGGCAGAGAGUACCAACACUGCUUCCGAUUUCCUUCCUAGUAUCAUGAGCCUUGUGGAGACUUCUUGACAGGGCUGGCCAGGAGGGAGGAGGGAGGGAUAACGGGGGGGGGGGGGGAGAGAGUUUGAUCCUGGGCCAGUGGCCUGUGAGCAGUGGCGGAGGAAGGGGUGGGGGGGGGGGGCAGAUUGCACCGGGUGCCGUCAUGAGGGGGGGUGUGACAAAAUGCCGGCUGAACUCGAUGCUACCUGUAUAGUGGAACCGAGUGGGGUUGAGUUUCAUCGUGAUGCUGAUGCGUCCCCUUCCCACCUCUGUGGCCAGGUGCAUGCGCAGUUGGCCAGGCCCUGCUCUCCCUGCCUGUCCAUGCACCACCCUCACUUGGGAAGCACUCCUCUCGCAGGCAACCACCUUGCCAGCCGUGUCCCUCCUGCCCGCCUGCCUCUCUCUCUCUCUCCUGGCUCCCUUUCCUCUCCAAGCGCUUGAUCCCUCCUCAGCCUCUGUCCCCACCUGGCUUUGCCUUUCCUUCUCUAGCCGCGGCAAGCAUGUUCCCCCCCCCCCCCCCAGCUACCGUUCCAAUGUCAAACAGCUCUUCCUGUUCUUGCUCAAUUCAUCAAAUGAUGUGACAUAAAAUUUCCUCCGUCCCUCCAAUCAAGGAAUAAGGCAGGGGUGGGAGACCAGCAAAAUGCCAGCGUUUGGUCUGUGAGAAAGUUUUUUUGAACGAAAGGAAGGAGAAGGGGAAGAAAAGAGAACGAAAGCAGAUGCAGAGAGAACAACUGUGACGUCAGCUCAAACUGAACAGAAGGGUUUAGGGAAAUCAUGUUCUGUGAAGGACCUCUCUUCUCCAAAGCAGGCACUGAAAAGGAGAAUAGCUUCCAGUCUCAGAAGCAGGCAGCUUUCCAGUCACUCAGUCCCCUCUUCUUCAGAACUCCUCCUCCUCGCCACCAACUUCCUGGCCAACUUCGCAGAGCUCCCUGGUUACCUCUGGCACAUGGAGACCCACGGAGAUCUCCCCGCUUGGAGAGGCCUCCCCCCCAAAAAAAUCUUACCUCCCUGGAGAUCAGGGAGCAGAAAAGCAAGGGAAGACAGGAUCGGGGCCCCAGGAUUUUUUAUUUUUAUUUUUGCAAAGGUGCUUCUCUACGACGCUGCCCCCCCCUUCCUCCUCCACUGGUUACAACAUCCAGGUAUCACUAAACUGCCAGUCAUUUGACUGUAUGGGCUUCAGGCAGAGCAGCUCUCACUGCAGCUCCUUGUGAGUGAGAAGGUAGGAUGGGGUGGGGGGAAGACUCUUCCUGCUUUCCUUUCAUUCUGUCACCCCCCCCCAUCCUUUCCAUCCUCCCUUCUUUCCCUGUUCUAUGAUGGAUGAAGAUUGCACAGCUUUUCACCCCUCCCCUCCUUAUCUUUGCACUCAGAGACACUCCCCCCCUUCCAUGGGCGUAGCCAGGCUUUAUUGGGGGGGCUAGCCUUUAUGUUAGGGGGCGUGCCCCCUCCCACCCCAAAUUCCAACUCUCUGCUGUGGGGAGGAAACCUUCCGCCUGACUUGCACCAGCAUCCUGCAAGGAUACAAAGGAUUUUCUCCCCACUCACCAUGGGUGUAGCCAGGGGGUGUAGCUGCCCCCUGCAAUCAAGUAAAUAAAUAAAAAUACUUAACAAACCAACCAAUUGCAUUGCAGACAACUCAGUUCUGACCCCCCAACAUAAAUCCUGGCUAUGCCCAUGCCACUCAAUGCAGAGCAUCUGGGCAAACAAUGACAAUACAUACAAAGGAGGUUCAUAGAUAUAGGAGAGGAAUCCCUUCAAUAACUUCCCCUGAUUGCUCUCUGCCUACCUGUUCUCAGGCAAGGGGGAUUAAGGAGGCAGAGGAAAUAUUUAGAGUCUUUAGGAGAGCCAAAAUGGUUUUUGGGUUGCGGGUGGCGUUGUGGUCUAAGCCACUGAGCCUUGAGCUUACCGAUCAAAAGUUUGACGGUUCGAAUCCCCGCGACGGGGUGAGCUCCCGUUGCUCGGUCCCAACCUAGCAGUUCGAAAGCACCUCAGACUGUAAGUAGAUAAAUAGGUACUGCUUCAGUGGGAAGGUAAACGGCAUUUCUGUGCGCUGCUCUGGUUUCGCCAGAAGCGGCUUAGUCAUGCUGGCCACAUGACCCGGAAGUCGUUCGCGACUGGACUUAACUGUCAAGGGUCCUUUACCUUUACCUUUACAAGUGUUAAACUUCUAAAAAUUAGAAGUUCUGCCUUAAUAGCCAGGAAGGAUAGAAGAUACGGAAAAGGAAAGGAAAAGGAACUAAUCAAUGUGCUGCCUGUAAGUAAGGAGAGUAAUCUAAUUUGCAAGUAGGUGACCUAUAUGUCUGCACAUAGCUGGUUAUUUAUUUGACUAAUCAAAUUAUAUUGCGUCAUUUGAUGAGAGGAUAUUUGCACUGCUGACACAAUGUUGUUCCUUUGUUUUAACCAAAUAAGGUGAAUCAAUUCUGAUCUAUAAUACCCUUGUUAGUCAUCAACUCCUACACCUUACCUCUGCCCAAGGGAAGCAUGGAUGUAUUUUGGAAAAUUCAAUAGCACACAGCAUUAGGUCAUAGUAGAGAGAAAACACUCUGUUGAACAAAAAUGGCACCACUUGAUCAGCGUUGUCUACAUACCAGCAUGAAGAUGCAAGGUAGAGAAAAGUGCCAUUUGCUGAAUUUCAGCUAGUCAUAAAGUUCUUUAAAAACGCAGGAGCUUCAUCAGAGACAGAAAGCUGCAUACUGUUACUUGGACUGCAUCAUCAGUGUUUUUCCCAAGCCAGAAAAAAAAAGGGAUGCAUACACAUAAUACAAUGUGAGAAGAAUGUCCCCAAGUUGGAGGCUUCCCAUACGGUAUUUCCAGCUUCUGCUUUUAGUUGUGGUGUGUUUGCUCUGACAAUUCACCUUGCCCCUCAUGAGAUAUUUUGUGUGUUUCAUAUUGUUACAGAAAUUCUAGGGUCUCAAAUACAUAAUAAAUGUUGAUAAUUGCACAAGGUAAACACACAUGCAUAAGUACAUAAACUGCAUGUUUAAAGUAGUACAGGUAAAGGUAAAGGUAAAGGGACCCCUGACAGUUAAGUCCAGUUGUGAAUGACUCUGGGGUUUCGGCGCUCAUCUUGCUUUACAGGCCAAGGGAGCCGGCGUUUGUCCGCUCCGCAAACAGUUUUUCCAGGUCAUGUGGCCAGCAUGACAAAGCUGGUUCUGGCACAAUGGAACACCAACACCAGAGCAGCACAUGGAAGCGCCAUUUACCUUCCCGCUGGAGCGGUACCUGUUGAUCUACUUGCACUUUUUGGCACUUUUUGGGAGCUCACCCCGUUGUGGGGAUUCGAACCGCCGACCUUCCGAUCGGCAAGCCCUGGGCUCAGUGGUUUAGACCACAUACCGUACCACCCAUAUUUUUACCAAGACUUAUAUAGUUCAUAUGCCCUGGCUUAUGUAUUUAUACAGUGUAUUUAUAUUCUGUCAAACCUGAAUAAAAAUAGCAGAAAAUGUAAGACAAAUAAGCAUGGUCCACUGAUUUUAUGGCUACUUCCUCUGAAGCACCUUUAAAGGUGCUGUCCUUUAAAGCCCUAAAUGGUCUCGGUCCAGUAUACCUGAAGGAACAUCUCCACCCCCAUCGUUCUGCCUGGACACUGAGGUCCAGGCAGAGGGCCUUCUUGGUGGUGGCACCCACCCUGUGGAAUGCCCUCCCACCAGAUGUCAAAGAGAAAAACAACUACCGGACUUUUAGCAGACAUCUGAAGGCAGCCCUGUUUAGGGAAGCUUUUAAUGUUUAACAGACUAUUGUAUUUUAAUAUUUUGUUGGAAGCUGCCCAGAAUGGCUAGGAUAUAAAUGAUAACUAUGAGUAGAUCACAGUUUCUUGAGAGUUGGCCACCCCUGUUCUAUGCUUAUUAACCGAGUGGUGAUUCUUAUUGUAGCUAAAACAGUACCAUCCAUGCAUAAAGAGGGAGAUGUCAGCAGGCUUGAAGGAAUCCAGAAUUUGGGAGGAAGUCCUUUGUGUGUGUGGGGGGUGACAAAUAAUUUUCCACACCGGGUACCACCUGUCCUUGCUACGCCACUCCUGUGAGGCCUGGAAUGAGGGAAGGCCCGAGCCUCUGUCCUGCCAAGACAUCCCAAAUGCCAAAGAAGAGCUGUCUGACUUGAUCUCAGCGCUGCCUCCUGCCAGCGAAGCACUACCUGCCUCUGGGGUCAUGCCUGAGGGCUCAUCCACACUUCUGCUUGUCCUGUGCCUUGAAAACAUGGGUCUGAGUGGUUUUCUGCUUGGCCCUAACCUUCUAGGAAUUGGUCCAAUGGAUUUUCCCCUUGCCUCGCUCCUUUCCCAUGGAAAAACAACUCUUUAGCCCUAAAUUGGAGCAAACGUCAAUCUGGAUAAAAUCCGAAUUGCCGUCCGCUCUUAUUGAAUGCUAAAGAGCUGUUUUCCAUAGGGAGAAGUGGUGGGACAAGAAGAAGUGUCGCUAAGACCUGAGUCUAAAUCUGACAGUAAACCAAAAUUAGCAGCAUCAACCCACAUCUGUCUCUGAGGAUUCAACAUCAGUUGCACAGCUCAACUGCUGUAAACAAAGGCACACCUUUGAUGAAAUUUACAUGUGAAUAUCACUAUGUACAACUCAACAAUUUGUGUACAAAAGUGCACAGAUGGUACACUUGUUGAAUGUAGUGUAUGAAGAUAUCUGUAGCUCUUAAACAAGAAGAGAACAGACAGAAGAAACUCAACCAUCUCCUGUGCCAUCUGGUGACUAAACCAUAUAAUGACACUGUUCACAUACUGCUUAAAUGUCUCCUCCCUGGCAGAUAGAUUAAACCAUUCCGAAUCAAAAGCUCUCAGCAUUUUAUUUUAUUUUUUUUCUUUUCAGAGUGAGGUGAUUUCCUACAAUGGAUACCCCAGCGAAGAGUACGAAGUGUUAACGGAUGAUGGCUAUUAUUUGACAAUUAACAGAAUACCCUUUGGGCAAAAAAAUCUUCCAGUGGGAGGUAUCUUGUUAUGUGUGUUUAACAACAGCAGCAACAACAACAACAAAAUCCAUAGUCUAUCAGCUGAACAUACUUACCAUAUAGUCCUCCCCAUAAGUGAGAACCCUGACUUUCCAGGACCACAUGGAGGCAUCCUCAUGGAUGCACAUGGAAGCACAUUGAGCAGGGCAUGCUUCCAAGCUCCCAUGAGACUUUCCAGGAAAGACAGUUAGAGGGCAGACAUGUCCAGUGUUGGCUGGGGCUUUGGGAGCACAGCUGGUGGGUGCCUGCCUGUCUCCCAUUCCCAGUUUAAUCCCUCACAAAUAUUUUGAAUGCUUGAAUAGCGCUUUGCUAACAAGCCUCCUCUACAAUCAAGGCUCAAUUCCAUGCCAUUGGAUGAGGCCACAGCCCAACCAACUUAUGGAUGUAAUGUACCGUAAUAUAAAGAAUGUUUUAGGAAUAUGGGAGAUUCAGCAAAAACAUCUUUAUUACCAGGGCACAGAAAUUCUCGUCUGCUUUGUUAAAACAAAGACUUUGUUUUCAAAACAGGUUCCAAGGCUGUUGUGUUGUUGCAACAUGGAUUGCUUUCAGAAGCUAGCUACUGGGUUGAAAAUUUGGCCAACAACAGCUUUGGAUUCAUAUUAGCGGAUGCUGGCUAUGAUGUUUGGCUGGGAAACAGCAGAGGGUCAAGCUGGUCUCAGAGACACCAGAAUUUGUCAACUGACCAAGAUGAAUUUUGGGAUUUCAGGUAGUUUGAACAAAAAAGAAACAGCUUUACAGCCACUGACAAUGUUAUCUCACACUUCAACUAUGCUGACCUAUUCAUCACUGUUGGGACAUAGGUUGUUAGCCAAUCAGCUGUGAUACAGUACCAAAUUAUGAAGGUAAAAAGGUAAAGGUACCCCUGACUGUUAGGUCCAGUUGACUCUGGGGUUGCGCACUCGUCCUGUUCUAUAGGCCAAGGGAGCUGGCGUUUGUCAGCAGACAGCUUCCGGGUCAUGAGGUCAGCAUGACUAAGCUACUUCUGGCGAACCAGAGCAGUGCACGGAAACACCAUUUACCUAGUUAUCUACUUGCACUUUGAUGUGCUUUUGAACUGCUAGGUUGGCAAGAGCUGGGACAGAGCAAUGGGAGCUCACCCCAUCACGGGGAUUUGAACUGCCGGCCUUCUGAUCAGCAAGCCCUAGGCUCUGUGCUUUAGACCACAGCGCUACCCACAUCCCAAUUAAGAAGGUAGGUAAUAUUAAUGAAAUUUCCAAGCAUAGUCAAAUCUCGGUUCCCAAACACCUCUGUUUUGGAACAUUUUGGCUCCUGAACACCGAAAACCUGAAAGUAAGUGUUCUGGUUUUUGAACUUUUUCAUAAGCCAAACAUCUGACGCGGCUUCUGCUUGAGUGCAAGAAGCUCCUGCAGUCAAUCAGAAGCCGUGCCUCGGUUGUCGAAAAUUUUGGAAGCUGAACGGGCUUCCGGUACAGAUUACGUUGUUGGAAUGUAUUUAUUCUGAUGGCAUGGUUCAAGCAAACAUGGUUCAUUUACCUGAGUAUUGUCUACACUGACUGGCAGUCACUGGGGAUCUUCACACUUUACAGGCUUUUUCUAUGUGUGAUUCCCCUUCAUGAGUUUCAGGUAUGAAGGAAACUCUUUUCUUGUGUGUGGGGUGUGUGUGAUUUUUAGUGAUGUUCUGUUGCUGGAACCCAUAGCUAAAAAAAUUAAAGUGGAGAGUAGAGAUGGUGGCUCCAUCAUCUCAUUCCACGCACACAUUUCAAACAAAACUUCCCAGAAGGCAACUCUAGAGAAAACAGGGGUGGUGCAUCCCAUUUCACCACUUGAAACGGGAAGUGGUGCCCCACUAUGUACCCACUUCCAUUGGCACCACCACCAUGAUCCCACUUCCACUGGCACCACCUCUGCCCACCCUCCACACACUCUUCGCCACUGGAGGAGAAGCGGCAUUGGCACUGGUUUAUGGUGCAAUCUCGCCAGAUCUCACUGAAAUCUCACCUGAUCUCUCAUGCUCCAUGAGAUCUCACCAUAAAUGAGUGGCCAAUGCUGACACCACUUCUCCACCAGUGGUGGAGGUGGCAAGGUGUGAGGGGUACUUGCAAGGCUGCUGCCUCAGGGGCUUCCACCACCUGAGGCAGCUGCUUCACCUCACUUCAUGAGUGGACCGGCCCAAAGGUGAAAUAUUUGUGAGCUCAUAGGAGUCACAAAUUUUGCAAUAAAAUUUUAAAAGCCCAAUCUUAUUUCCCAAUUACUAUUUCAGUUUCCAUGAAAUGGGCAUGUAUGACCUUCCAGCAGUGAUCAACUUUAUUUUGAAGAAAACUGGGCAGAAGCAACUGUAUUAUGUAGGCUACUCUGAAGGUGCUAGCAUUGGUAUGUUAAAAUUGAACAAUCCCAUCUCUUUCUCCCUUUCUCUCUUCUCUCCCCCCUCUCUCUGUUGCUCACUUUGUCCUGUGUUCUGCUGUUUUGGAUUCUAGAGGCAGCUGUUCCACUAUAUGCUGCUCAUCCCCUUUUUCUUUGUUGGGAGUCAGUCUUGCACCAACCCUGGCAUUGUUGUGUCUGCAUUCCCUUUGUGGCCUUGCUUGACUCCACUAUGGAGUACAUAGGGCUUUUCAGGAAAAGUGGGAAGACAGCUGUUUGGAUAGAGAAAGUUGUAUGGUGUCAAGCCACAUUGAGUCCCAUCAGAGAAAAGGGCAGGAUAUUUAAAUAAAUGAUGAUGAAAAUAGAUAGAUGAUAGAUAGAUAGAUAGAUAGAUAGAUAGAUAGAUAGAUAGAUAGAUGAUAGAUAGAUGGUAGAUAUAGAUAGGGGACAGAAAUCACCAGCCUGAACGUAAGAUACAUCCAAUGGCCUGUCUUCAACUAGUCCUCUUGUCUCCACCACCCAUCAGCUUCAAAAGAGGGGAGGAAAGUGGUUCUGAAGUUAGGUGACGGAACCUUAAAACGUGCCCCAUCAUCUACCAUAAGAGCUCUGGCCCUGCUGCAUACGUACACCUAGAGUUCACAAUUUCUCAGAGUGAGAUUGAUUUAAAGGCUUUUCGGUAACAAGAAAAUGUGCUUGCACCAUUUACCUUAGACUAUCUUUCCAUUGCAGUACAGUGGUGCCAGUUCUUAUAUCAAGAAAGACCUACAGGAUCUGAGUGCAGUCUAGAACGGCUACGACUAUGUAGUUUUUGGUAGCUCAAGGGGCAGAGUUCAUCUGCUCAUUCACCUGAUGAGCAUAUAAUUAAGAGGGAAACUUAUUUCGAGAACAGAACAAUCACAUGCCACUUUCCUGGCAAGUGGCUUGAAAGUUGCAGUGGUAGAGGUGGCACCCGGGUUUCUCCAUCCUUGGUAGAUCUAUUGCUAUCCCUCAAUUUCCUCCCAGCAGCUGCAGUGAUCAUUUAGAAUACAUAUGGGGAAUCUGUAGCCCUCCAGAUUGCUGUCAGACUCCAGCUUCCAUCAGCCCCAGUCAAUAAUAUCAGGCCAGCCACAGGCUCUGCAUCUCUGCUUUCAGGUCAGGGAAUACCCUUUUGGUAAACUGGAGAAUCACUUAACAUGAUUCUAAAUGCUCACUGUGUUUUUCUCCCUCCCUCUUUCUCCUUAGGCCUCAUAGCAUUUUCAGCCAUACCAGAGCUGUCUCAAAAAAUCAAAACAUUCUUUGCCCUGGCUCCUGUGAUUUCUCUUAGGUAUGCAACAAGUCUUCCUUUCGAACUUGGUGUCUUUCUUCCUGAAUAUUCAUCCAAGGUACUGGUCAGUCACUAUUUCAUGACUAAUGAAAUCAAGAAAUGCAAAGCUAAUGGGACCCUAAAAGUCACUUCUACCAUAAAUCGGUGACAAAUAUUUCUAGUUACUCAUCUAGGUUACUGUGUGCAAGAAAAGAAAGAUUCUAUAAACUGCAUGUAUCUAUAGAAGAAUAUAACAGACUACAAUUUUUGCAGAAAUGUUGUGUUCCCCUGAGAUAAUUCUGAAUGCAGGGCAAGUUAGAAAUAUGCUAGAUAAAAGGUAAAUUUGAUUUACACGCAAUUCAUGCACUGCAAAAUUUCAUCUACAAUAAAAUGUGUUCGAGAACCAAUCACAUCAAUUGCCUUUACUAUUACCGUAUUUUUCGCUCUAUAAGACGCACCAGACCACAAGACGCACCUAGUUUUUGGAGGAGGAAAACAAGAAAAAAAAUAUUCUGAAUCUCAGAAGCCAGAACAGCAAGAGGGAUCGCUGCGCAGUGAAAGCAGCAAUCCCUCUUGUUGUUCUGGCUUCUGUGAUAGCUGCGCAGCCUGCAUUCGCUCCAUAAGACGCACACACACUUCCCCUUACUUUUUAGGAGGGAAAAAGUGAGUCUUACAGAGCAAAAAAUACGGUAAUUUCAGCGAGCUGUCGAUUGCACUGUCAAUGAAACGAAGAAAGUAAACUGAAAUACAAAGAAACUAAAGUUUAAAUAGAUCAGUUCUUGGGAGGGAUGUGCAUGUGUCAGGUGUGUCUGCUGCACACCCAGAACGGGAUGGAGGAGAAAUUUAAUACAACUUGCAUUUAUAAGCAAAUGUACCAAAUACGCACUUUCGAAAACAAUAUACAAACAAAUUCAGCAUCCCUGCAAAAAGUCUGCUCACCUUUCCCCAGUGGGUGGCAUUGCAGCCGGGCAGCCGGGUCACAACAGUCGCUUAGGGGGUGGAAGGUUGCCACCUCUUACCUACAUCAUGCCAGCUGCAUUGUUGUUGCUGGGGUUCUGCCCUCAUGGGACAGCACCAGCCAAUCAGCUCUCAGUAUGAGUGUGGCCACGGGCGAGUUAACCACGACACAGCCAGCCGUUACCCUCUCUCUCGCCCCAUCGCCGGAUCACCUGACCCACCCACCCUCUUUUCAUGCUAUGCUCAGAUAUGACCUUGCGAUGGACAAUUGUCGGUUGCUAUAUUGUUGGGGCUAGGUAGGAAUUUUUUCACUUGGCAAGUUGGCACCAGCCAAUUGGUUUUCGCCCACCUAGUAGCAAUCGUCACAGCUUUUCUGAGGUUAGGCAUUGGGUGAGACUUUGUUUGGAUGGAAGGGAGGUUGUAGCCUUCGCCUGUCCCCCUCAGGAAGGUUAUCAUGUUAAAGGGAUCCAGGGUGUGAAUCCUGUCCAAAGCCUAGGCGUGGGCUAGAGCCAUGUCACAGCCCUUACAGGGACCCCUUGGGCAGCAGCAGAGCAAGCCGAUUGGACGCCUGGGUUGGCUCGUGGGGGGGCAGCAGGGGCAGGACACUCCGCAGGGCCUCCAAGUUUGCCUGCCUCCUCCCCCUCAGCCACCCUACAGCUGAGAGGGAAAUGGCGGGUGGACAGUUUGGGGCAGCGUGGAGCCUGCAGGCACCCAAGCCACAGCGUUUCUCCCAGUCUUUCUCCACUGAGGGGGGUGACAAACUGGCGGGCGGCACUCACUGCGGGGCCUGCAGCGUGCUGAGCCACGCAUCUCAGAGACCCUGCACGCCAGUUUGUAACCCCCCUCAGUGGUGACACCCAGGGCGGACCACACCCACUGCACCCACCUUGCGAUGCCCCUGCCCUCGCGGUGCCCCUAAUUAUGGUUUACCCUUAAGUGGACUCCCUGCAGGUGGGCAGGAGUCAAGAUACAGCCUGGUUUCACCCCAGGCCCUAAGCCAAACCACUCACAUCCGUAACCAAUUAAGUUGUGACCUAUUUGAACCCAUAAACCUAUAUAUUUUGUGUCAGUGUGCUUUAUUGUUCUCCUGGGCACUUUGUGGCUCAGGUGCCUUGGCACGCAAUUGCUCAUUUCUCAAAAAUUCCUAAUCUGAAGUAAAAUGUGCAAAUAAAUGUGUACAUUAAUUAAAAUAGCUUCUGGAAUGCAUUAUAAAGGGAGAAAUGCUAUAAAAAAUUGUAUGUGCUAGACAGAAUUACAUAUUUAAAAAGUGUUUAUCUGGGAAAUGGACAUUGACAAUUUUCAUGUGGACUUUUUUAAUAAAAAAUUUGCAAACUAACAUGGAAGUGUGAAGAACUGAACUUAAGAGUGGGAAAUUGAGAAACCGAGAGAAAUGUAAUUGUCAGAUUCAUCCAUCCACAUGUUUCCGAGCACAAUUCUAAGUGUUGUUGCUGACCUUUAAAGCUCCAAAUGGCCUCGGUCCAGUAUAUCUGAAGGAGCGUCUCCACCCCCAUCGUUCUGCCCAGACACUGAGGUCCAGCGCUGAGGGCCUUCUGGCGGUUCCCUCUCUGCAAGAAGCCAAGUUACAGGGAACCAGGCAGAGGGCCUUCUCGGUAGUGGCACCUGCCCUGUGGAAUGCCCUCCCACCAGAUGUCAAAGAGAACAACAACUACCAGACUUUUAGAAGACAUCUGAAUACAUUUAGGGAAGCUUUUAAUGUUUAAUAGACUAUUGUAUUUUAAUAUUCUGUUGGAAGCUGCCCAGAGUGGCUGGGGAAACCCAGCCAGAUGGGCGGGGUAUUAAUAAAUUAUUAUUAUUAUUAUUAUUAUUAUUAUUAUUAUUAUUAUUAUUCCAACCUUCCUUUGUUAAGUAGAUCAGACAGAUUAUCCUUGCAAGCUUCCUCACAAUUAGAACCAGGCAUGUUCAGCUGAAUGGUCUUACAAUCCCCUUUCAGCUUUCUCACUGAAUGUAGCAGGGUUGGAGAUGGAAUAGGUGCCCCUGGUGCAUGCAGGGACAUUGGGGUCACAAUAUAGGUGCCCCCUCCCACUCUCCAAUUUUAACCUUUUAAGAGGUGCAAACAGCAACAAGGAAAUCUCUAGAGACACAGCUAAUUCUGCAAAUGAAAACAAUUGAAGUUCAAUAUAAGUAACACUUUUUGCGAGCCCACGUGCUAAACCCUGUCCCUGGAGCCUACCCCCCAAAAAUGAGACAUGACAAGAGUGUAUGGGUUUAAAAUUAGGCCACACCUUUAUUGAAUUUCAGAUGUAGGAACCUUGGCUUAGGCCUUGGAAGGGAUCCCUCUCAUACCCUACAGGGGCUGAGGAUGCGCAGGGCAGUCGGACAAAAACAAUUAAAGUUCAAUAUAAGUAACACCUUUUAUAUCUUUGCAGGGGCUGCUUGUCAGAGGAGAAUUUUACCUGCCUUACAAGGCUUUGAAAUACUUCAUCAACACAAUGUGCAGUGUUGCACUACUGCAUACAGGCUGUGCAUAUAGCAUUUUCCUUCCGGGUGGAAUCAAUUUUACAAAUAUAAAUAUGGUAUGUAGACGUGUGAAGAAGUCACAGUAGCUAAUUACUGGUUUGCUGAAUUUUCAUGAGGUUCCAUUUUUCAGGGGUGAAAAGCCCCAUGGAAAAUUGAAAGCUCACUUAGAGGAAGACUGAAGUCAGGUAUACAUUGAAAGCAAGUCUCACUGAGCAGAAGGGAACUUACUUCUGAGUAGAUGUGCCUAGCAUUGCCCUAUUACAGCACCCUCCUACACAUGUCUAUUCAGAUGCAAGUCGCAUUCAGUUCAAUGGGAUUUAUUGUCAUGGAAAUGGGUGUAGCAUUGCAGCCACUGACUUUUACUGGUUUGGGGGUUGGGGUUGCACAUUACUGGAGCCCUGAUAUGAUCUGAUUUUAGAUCAGAAAGCGUUUUUUAAAAAACCAACCAACCAACCAAAACAAAUAUGCCUUCAUUUCUACUAUACUUCCAAUGUUUUCUGGAAUUGCUUGCCCAAAUUUCACUUUGUAAAACGGCUCAAGUUCUUAUUCUGGUCCCUUUUUCAAUCAGAUGUAUCUCCCUAGUUCCCUAUUACCACCACAAGGUGGUGCUAUCCCAGGUGCUUGUUUCUGUCUUUGGCAUGCGAGAGAAGUAGAUGGAGCAGCUGCCAACUGAUAUUUCAUGUGACACAAGACCCGGGAAAUUAGCAUAAAUAAAACAAUAAAUGUUCUGUACUGGAAAGAGGGGUGUGGGGGUGUAUGGGGAGGGGUAGUACCUCUGAUGGGGACAUGUCAUGUUCCUUCUGGGGUAGUUUGUCCACCUUUGCCCCCCCCCCCGCACUGAUCUCUUACUUGUGGCUCCUAGAAGCUGUCAGCUUUGCCAGUGGCCACACUCCAGGAACAGCUUCGACUGGCUGUUUAAACCAGGUGAGGGUAGUUGAUGGGUCUCAAACCCUCAGUGAGUUAGGGGCUUCCCUUGCAUGUGAGCAGACCAAUAGUGGGUCCAGCAGUCAAGAAGGUAUUUUUUUGCACAUGCUCCAGAGAGAAGUGAGGGGCAGAUGGGGCUCAUCAACCUGGGAAAGUAGCCCCUCUAGGAAAAGGAAGACUCUGAUCCUAAACAUCUGUGCCAUGUGGGAUAUCUUCAGAAGAAGAAAAGGCUGAGUAAGCCCUACGCAAAUCCGAAGACAGUUUGGAUGGUGCCUUGUACACCUCCUUCCAGCAACUCCUGCAGCCAAACUGGUGCCAAAUGUAUUGCUCUGCUUUCCUUUGGACCACAUCAGCAAGGCCGAGAGAGGGGUCUUGUUAUUUGGGCAGCCUCUAUGCACAUUGCCCAGACUUGCACUCCAAGGAGGUGACUUUAGCAGUAGCUAACGCACUGCGGGGGUGCACUCUACCCACUUCUCAAGACAAACAGAUGCCAACAACUGCAAAGAAAAGAAACAUGGAGUGAUCACAUACAUUUGAAGCCAUGCACGUCUGGUGUGUUUCACCCCAAUUUUGUUCUACUUACUUUGGGAUUCCUCAUGGAGUUGGCAUGCCUAAUCCUGUUUUCAUAGUGGCCAACCUGAUUCCUAUAGGAAAUCCACAAGCAGGGCCUCAAUCUCCCUAGUCCUUUUCUCCAGCAACUGCUACUCAGAGGUAUAUUGCCUCUGUCAGUAGAGACAUUACAUAGCCAUGUAGUUUUGUCACCCAUGAAUUUGUUUUAACCCCUUUUAAAGCCAAUCUUGUUCUUGUAAUGCAAGGGGGAGCAUAAUGUCCCUCUUCUCUCCAUUCUGUGCAAACUAUGCAUAAUUGUAUACUUUCUAGCUCACCCUUUUUCUCAACUAAGCUGCCCCAGCAGUUGUUGUAGCACUAAUUUGUAGGGUAACUGAUGUUUUCCUUCUUCUUUCCACUAGCUUUUCUGUUUUCUUUUCUUUUUUUAAAAAAAAUGUGUUGUUUUUCAAACCUUACUUGCAGAGUCGACUGGAUGUAUAUGCAGCUCACUUUCCAGAUCGAACAUCAUCUAAAAACAUUGUACACUGGAAACAGGUAGAGAGUUUUACACUUUGAAGAAUAGAGUUCUAUGCUUGCAUGUACACUCAAAAUCACAAAUUCAUAUAGGUUUUAUAUAGCACUAAACUUUCAAAGUUCACACCUAAGAAUUACGGAAGAGUUAGUACACUUAACAUUCCCUGGGAAGUCGCUACAAAAAUUAAGCCAUUUUAUGUUUGUACUGUUGUUCUAAUAGGAGUUUAAAUCCUGGUUUUCUUUAUGUAGACAAGAGCUGACAGGUCUUUGCUAAUGAGGAUAUAUAUAUAUCCCUGUAAACCUCUUUGUAAGCUGCCUUUACAUUUCCCACAAUAUUGUAGAUUUAGUUUUCUCAAUGGCAGGGUUUUCACAAUCCUCAGUAAUACGUAUCAUAUAAUAUCUAUGGCUUUCCUAUUAUUUUGAUAGGUAAAACAAACGGGAAGAUUCAGGUGUUUUGACUAUGGGGAUGAGAAUCAAGCAAUAUAUAACCAGGUAAGAGAGAACAUUAUUAUUAUUUUUUUACAGUAAAAUAGAAUGCUGCAUCAAGGACACUUAUUUAGAUUGGGUCUGAAAUGAGACUUGUUGCGUACCAGCACAAUCCAGAUAAUAUUAACCAUUUAGAUUUCUUCCCAGAUGAAAGCUCAGUUAUUUUAUUCAUUUGUUUAUAUACAUCCCACUUUUUCUCGGCAGAGUUCAAGGCAGCACACAUGGUUCUCCUCCUCCCCAUUAUUUCUUGAUAACCACCCUAUGGUGAAGCCUAGAAUGAUUGUGACUGAUCCAGGGUCACUCCAUGAACUUCAUGAAUGAGUGGGGAUGUAAACUUUGGUCUCCAAGUCCUAGUUCAACAAUCUAACCACAAUAAUGCAAUAGCUCUGAGUUAAUGUGAAUAUGAUCACGAAAGGUGUUUUCCUCCACAAGCUGAGAGCAUGGUGGGCACAGGGAUGUGUGUAUUAGCCCCCCCUUCAACCCCACCCUUCUGCUGGAUCCAACCUCAGACCUCCACACAUUUGGCCAAAGUAUGAAGGGAGGUCCUGGAUGUGUGUAGUUGUGUGAUUGUGGUUUCUCUCACAUGACUAGAAGCUUAGAAAUAUGUGAGCGCCAACCCUAUUCAAAGCAUGUUAGAAAACCAUGAGUGUUCCAGUCAGAAUCAAGAAAAACCCAUCCUUCAUAUAAGCCUGUGAACAGCCCACAGGCAGUCUGAAUUGUGUCAAGAUGCUGUCACUAAGAGCACUUGUGUGUUUAUGGGUGUUUAAUGAUCCUCUGUCUUUUACUUUCCAGAGCUUUCCUCCUGAAUAUAAAAUAGAGGACAUGACUGUGCCUACUGCAGUGUGGUUUGGGGGGAAUGACAUAAUUGCCCCCCCAGGAGAUAUAGACUUCUUACUUCCUCGUAUCACUAACCUGAUUUAUUAUGAAAAUAUAUCACACUGGAACCACUGGGAUUUUCUCUGGGGCCUCAGUGCCCCCAGACUCCUGUACAGCAAAAUCAUAGAGUUGAUGGGGAAGUCUCUGUAA
Podarcis lilfordi (Lilford's wall lizard) is the source of this 17152-nucleotide messenger RNA. The record is from the annotation of a GenBank genome assembly. NCBI's taxonomy places the organism in Eukaryota, Metazoa, Chordata, Lepidosauria, Squamata, Lacertidae.